Messenger RNA from Aspergillus eucalypticola CBS 122712, 931 nucleotides. RefSeq lists its product as uncharacterized. Bases 1 to 924 code for a protein of 307 amino acids. Lineage: Eukaryota; Fungi; Ascomycota; Eurotiomycetes; Eurotiales; Aspergillaceae. The record is from RefSeq and is a predicted model, not a curated record. The transcript is spliced from 3 exons.
AUGACCAUGUACCAUUAUAGAGCGUGCUUGGUUAAUUUUGGCCGCCAUUUCCCUGCUGUGCCAACUCACGCCCCGGCUCGUGGCAUUGGUAAAGGACAGGGCCGAGCGCAAAUUGCGAGAAACGGUGAACUGGAUAAGAUUAUGACAGCAUCUGUUGAGAUAUUGCAGUCCGAGAACCGGCUCAUCAAUGCCGUCAACGAUUACUACUCAGGCCCCCAUGAUAAUGGCAAACUGAAAUUUUUGUUCACAAGUAGACCCUAUGAGCAUAUACAGCGUGGACUCUCCGAUCUCAUUAAAAAUCUACCCACAAUACAUUUUAGUGGUGAUGUUCUCAAAAGGCAAGGUCCACCGCACACUGAGCGAUCUACCUACUAUGAUGGCGCCCCAGCCGAGAACCUUGUCGGCUUAGACAAAGACGAGCAACUUAUAGAGCUCGGUUUUGAUCUAUUUCGGGAUAGGGCUACCUUAUACUCGACAUUCCUUAUUGAAGACUUCUUGAAGCCUAGUGCAAAACUUGCCCAAAUAGCUGGCCACAUACAUGUCAUAAAUUCUGGUUACUUCCUGCAUUUAUGGGAUUUUAAAGGACAGGUAGGCGUUGCUAAAUGCAUGGUUAGCUAUCUCUUUCUGCAAGAGGAUGACUUGAUCACCGGUGUCCAGUUAGGGAGGGAGGAUGCUGGACUCUGGAAGGUGCCAAUUCUCGACUACUCUAUCAUCCUACAUAACUCAGCCAGCUUUUCACAUAUGUGGAAUCAGAUUGAGGAGGAAACUGGCACCAGGUGGCUGGUUUGGUCCACGAGCGACCGCGAGGGAACUCGUGACAAAUUGGCUGCUAAGGGUUUUCGUUUGCGAUGGUUCGUGCGGUAUAAAGGAAGGCAGUCUCAAACUGUGCCGGGUGAGAGCUUCAGUAUUGAGCAAGCAGACUAGGAACGCU